Molecule: messenger RNA, 1039 nt
Organism: Lates calcarifer (barramundi perch)
Lineage: Eukaryota; Metazoa; Chordata; Actinopteri; Centropomidae
Gene: psmg1
Product: proteasome (prosome, macropain) assembly chaperone 1
Exons: 7
Coding region: 99-944 (281 amino acids)
Biological process (GO): proteasome core complex assembly
Cellular component (GO): endoplasmic reticulum
Molecular function (GO): proteasome binding
Source: RefSeq, a predicted model, not a curated record
AAGGUGCGCUGCUGCCGGCGGAAGUGGCGGGUGCAUGUCAUGGCUGAAGGUCUAAAUCAGUAGCCAAACUUUCGCUUCUCUCUGGAAACACAUUGAUCAUGGCGACGUUUUUCGGUGAAGUUUUGUCGGCGUAUUCUCGGGCCGUGGAGGAAGAAGAAGACGACGAGGACCUCGAAGAAAACGAAGAAGAUGAACAAAUCCGCAGAGAGCUGGAGGAGAAGAGGGAGGUUCAUCUGCACUGGAGGCCUGAAGUCUCUGAAUCGCUGAGGUCUGGAAACAAGUUGCAGUGUUCAGACUUUGUCCUCGCCGUGGGACACAACGCUGCCAGGUUUCUGUCAGUGUACGUUCUCACCUCCGCAAACUGGGACACAGUUGGACAUGCAUCAGUGUGGAACGAGAGGAGCCGGGCUGUAACCGGGCAAACCAAUGAGGAGUCGGCGUGUAUUUUCUACAGACACAAGGACAACCCAUCAGUUGUGAUAUGCCAAGUGACUUGCUACAUUGCAGAGGACCAGCUUUUUCAGUGGACAGAGAAGGUUUUUGACUGCCUGCAGCACAGAGAGCUGAAUGUGACUGUGCUGUCCGAUAGCUCUGUGGCUGAUUACAAGACAGCAGACUAUCUGUGCACCAGCUCCGCUCCCUUCCUGCGCUCUAUCCACACCGGUACCUUCAGUGGUCAGCCUGUUUGCCAGGCACUGGAGCAACCCAACAUAAUUACUGGGCUUCCAGCUGCAGUACUGAAUCACUGCCAGGUCCACCGCAUCGCCACUGUUGUUUACCAGUGUUACAGUGAUGUCAUCGGCCCUGACUCUGUCACCAUGGAGACCUACAAGCCUGCACUAACAAAGCUCGGGAAGUCCAUACAGGUGGAUUGUUCUCCAAGCACAGACAUCCUCCGCAAGUUUGUCAAAACCACCGACAUUCAGAGUAAUCUUUAUAUCUGAAAAUGGCCAUAUUGCUCACUGAGCGGUGCAAUUGAGUUCUAUUUUCCUGUGGUAAAAUACUGUCAUUUUUUAAAUAAAGAAAUUAAGUAAACACA